ACGCAGGGUGCGAAGCAGUUACUGCAGCAGCGCGCGCCGUGGCUUUUUCUGUGUCUUCCCACGCAAUUUAGCUACACAUCUGUCUUCGGAUAAUGGAUUUUUACCAGCGCAGUUUAGUACCGCUGAGUUUUCGUUGCUGUCGGUCUUCUUUAAAGAAGUCACAGUUAUAUAAUCGACACUGACACACCCAGAAAUUGUGACAGCGCGAGCAGACCCGCUCCUCUGCUUUACAAGGAUAGUGUGUGUGUGUGUGUGUGAGAGAGAGAGAGAGAGAGAGAGAGAGUGAGUGAGUGAGUGAGUGAGAGCAGCAUCAGCUUGUUCUGUGCUGUCUGGAUGUGGCCGCUGCGCGUGCGGACUCCUCGGAUCUGAGUCGAUGCGGCGGAUCAUGGACGCCGGCUUCUUUGCUUUCUGUCUCCAGUCACACCGCCUUAUACAUGGAUGAGGAAAUAGACACCCGCAAGAUCAACAGCAGCUUCCUCCGCGACCACAAUUAUGCAACUGAAGCUGACAUCAUAUCCACUGUUGAGUUCAACUCCACUGGAGAGCUCCUUGCCACAGGGGACAAAGGGGGUCGUGUGGUGGUUUUCCAGAGAGAGCAGGAGAGUAAGAACCAACCACACCGACGAGGGGAAUACAACGUUUACAGCACAUUUCAGAGCCAUGAGCCUGAGUUUGACUACCUGAAAAGCUUGGAAAUCGAGGAAAAGAUCAACAAGAUCCGCUGGCUCCCUCAGCAGAAUGCUGCCUACUUUCUCCUCUCCACCAAUGAUAAAACUGUCAAGUUGUGGAAAAUCAGUGAGAGAGACAAGCGACCAGAGGGUUAUAACCUGAAGGAUGAGGAUGGCAGGGUGCGGGACCCCACCACCAUCACAGCACUGAGGGUGCCAGUGUUGAGGCCCAUGGACCUGAUGGUGGAAGCUACACCUCGGCGAGUGUUCUCCAAUGCACACACCUAUCACAUCAACUCUAUUUCAGUAAACAGUGACAACGAAACGUAUAUGUCAACAGAUGAUCUGAGGAUCAACCUGUGGAACCUGGAAAUCACUAACAGAAGUUUCAACAUUGUAGAUAUAAAACCAACCAACAUGGAAGAACUCACAGAAGUGAUCACUGCAGCAGAGUUUCAUCCCAACCAGUGCAACACGUUUAUCUAUAGCAGUAGCAAGGGUUCCAUACGACUGUGUGACAUGAGAGCAGCUGCACUCUGUGACAACCACUGCAAAUUCUUUGAGGAACCAGAGGACCCCAGUAAUCGCUCCUUUUUCUCCGAGAUCAUUUCCUCCAUCUCAGAUGUGAAGUUCAGCCACAGUGGUCGUUAUCUAAUGACCCGUGACUACCUUACUGUUAAAGUAUGGGAUCUUAACAUGGAGAACAAACCUCUGGAGACCUAUCAGGUCCACGACUACCUGAGAAGUAAACUAUGCUCCCUUUAUGAGAAUGACUGUAUCUUUGACAAGUUUGAAUGUGUAUGGAAUGGAACAGAUAGUGUCUUGAUGACUGGAUCCUACAAUAACUUCUUCCGCAUGUUUGAUCGUAACACCAAGCGUGAUGUCACACUGGAGGCAUCCAGGGAAAACAGCAAACCCCGAGCCAUCCUCAAGCCACGCAAGGUGUGUGUGGGUGGCAAGCGACGCAAAGACGAGAUCAGCGUAGACAGCCUAGACUUCAGUAAGAAGAUCCUUCACACAGCCUGGCACCCAUCAGAGAACAUCAUCGCCGUGGCUGCAACCAACAACCUCUACAUUUUCCAGGACAAGAUCAACUAGCAUGUGGCGCCCAGGUUUUCCAUCACAGAGACAGAAUCAUCCUCAAGGAAGUCUAUAGAUUUACUGCUUCUGGCUUUGGAUUCGAAGGAAUAUGUCUGCACUGAAUUAUAUGCACUGUUCAUUUCAGGUUGCCAGAAUGCAAAGAUGGCUGCUGCCUGCUUCAUUUUUAGUUUCCCCUCUGCCAUUGAUUUCAAGCAUUGUAGUUCAGUAUGGACAGCAAUAAAGUGGACAUGGUGUAUGGUGUAAUAUUACCAGGCUGCAUUUACCUCGUUUCUUCAACUUUUCAACAACCUAAUUCACCAUUUGACUUCAUGGAACAAGGUACAUAAUUCUAACAUGGGACUACAGUUCAGAAAGUGCAGCAUCACAUUGAUUUAAGAUGGAAUAAAAAAAAUGUAGCAAUUUACUGCUUUUGUUCUAAUUUUCUAAAUAAACCCUAAAAAGGAUAAUAAAAAGACAUGAA
This is a messenger RNA of Hemibagrus wyckioides, 2229 nucleotides long. It is a transcript of the gene ppp2r2bb, whose product is annotated as protein phosphatase 2, regulatory subunit B, beta b. The transcript has 9 exons. Gene Ontology annotation, molecular function: protein binding; protein phosphatase regulator activity. Lineage: Eukaryota; Metazoa; Chordata; Actinopteri; Siluriformes; Bagridae. Gene Ontology annotation, cellular component: cytosol; protein phosphatase type 2A complex. The record is from RefSeq and is a predicted model, not a curated record. Bases 435 to 1766 code for a protein of 443 amino acids. Gene Ontology annotation, biological process: peptidyl-serine dephosphorylation.